Molecule: messenger RNA, 1356 nt
Organism: Theileria orientalis strain Shintoku
Lineage: Eukaryota; Apicomplexa; Aconoidasida; Piroplasmida; Theileriidae
Exons: 4
Coding region: 1-1356 (451 amino acids)
Biological process (GO): intracellular signal transduction; peptidyl-serine phosphorylation
Molecular function (GO): ATP binding; protein serine/threonine kinase activity
Source: RefSeq, a predicted model, not a curated record
AUGAAAUCUGGGUUUUUACUGUCCACUGAUCCCAGUGUUUCCGUUUUAAGUGAGAGACCUAGGGAAUCUGACAAAACUUUGGGCUCUCGCAAGUACAAAUACGACGACUUUGACUUCAACCGAGCCAUUGGAACUGGCAAUUUUUCUACAGUGUGGCACGUGACUCUGAAAACGGACCCUCACAGGUCCUUUGCGAUCAAAUCAUACAACAUUAACGAUGUUACUUCGAAAAAUCAGCACGUUUUUGUUAAACAGGAACGGUCUGCUCUGUUACACUUAAAUUCUCCUGGUCACGAGAACGUCAUUAAACUCGUCGGCACUUUCAGAGACCCCUCUUACGUGUACCUCGUCUACGAGUGCGCCGAACUCGAGCUCUGGGAGUUGAUCAAGCACUGCGGGUCAAUUUUCGACGAUAUCGCUCGACACUUCUUUCUUCAAAUCAUCGACGGCUUGGAGUACAUCCACUCCAAGGGCAUUGUGCACCGGGACCUAAAGUGCGAAAACGUCGUGAUUUCCGAGGGCACUUUGAAAAUAAUAGAUUUCGGCUCGUCGAAGUUCCACACUGACUCAACCACGACCCGUUCUCAGUGCUUAUCUGCUCCUGCUGAUCCACAUUCCGUUGUUGAUCCUGACGAGCCAGCCGUCGACUCUAGUGAGCAGCACACGGGGAAUCUGGACGAUAGCAGUCACCAGCCUGGCAGUUCGGAUCAGAACAACGGCUCCGCAGACUCACGCGGGUACCGGAAGAGCCGGGGGACCCGGGUCUUCGAGAACUACGUGGGCACUCCCAACUUCAUGGACCCUCAGGCCAUCUCGAACAGGGACGCAGGCUUCAGGCGCGACUUCUGGAGCCUCGGCUGCCUCCUCUACCAGCUGCUCUGCGGGCGCCCUCCCUUUUCCGGCUCCACUGAGUACUUCGUGCUCAAGCGCGUGCGGGAGUUCGACCUCGUCUUUCCUGACUGCGUCAACUCUGACGCCAGGGACCUCGUCCGGCUCCUCCUCAGCUCCAACGAGCAGCCACCGCUCAGCUUCCCGCUGCUUCGCCAGCACCCCUUUCUCAGCGUCAACUUGGACUCAGUCAACUUUGUGCAGCUGCUCGAGCAGUCCCGGGAGUGGCGCCGCAUCUGCUACCGCAUUGGCGACCUGCUCAUUCAACUCACUCGUUCUCGGUCUCCUGACACUACUGUGGAGUUUAAACACAAAUUUGACGACUGCAUUCGCAGUCUCAAGGACUCUGCUAAGAACUCUAAUAUGCACGUAAUGGACCGGUUAGUAGAUUUAAUGUUCUGGUCUCUUGAGCAGACCAAACUUGAAAUCGUUACUGAAACCUUCGAGGCUGAUCGAUGGUUAUCUUGA